GACUUCCCCUUCAAAGGCCUAGAACAUAGCCCGUUUCUGACGGAUCAUCAGAUAUUGGAAACCAUAAAAUUCUAUGAUAAAUCUUUUCAAAACACAUUUUUUAUGGAUCCCCUAGUCCAGAAAGAAUUUGCACAAUCUUUCUCUCAAGUUCAAAUCCUUUCCAAAAAACCAUAUGCAAAUACCGAGGCAUCUUCCCGAAAGAUGAAAAAAAUGAUAAACCUCACAAACGAAAAUAUGAGGCAUAAACGUCAAAAUCCCUCACCUCAAACACGCCUUGAUCCAGUUCGUUUAUUCAUCUACCCUCAUCAACAACUUUCAAGCCUUCCACAUGAUAUAAGAAAAAUAAUUUUCCAAAAAGCUAAAGAAAAAUUCGAGAAAAAAGAUGACAAAAUACAUGAAUUUCUUACAGAAAUGGCAAAGAAAAAAGAAGUGACAGAUGGCCUAGGAAUUUGUGACACAUAUAAUUACAACCAACAGGAGGAGUGCAAAGGAGACUGUAUAAUCCCCUAUUGCGAAUGCUCCCUGGAUUACAAAAUUCCUAGAGUUACAGUCGACCUUGAACUGUAUAUGAAAUAUUAUCCUCGUGACAUCACACAUUUAGAAGAAGUGAUAACAAUCCAUACACUUCUGGACUUCGGCCUUAUUGAAUGCAUACAAUUUCGUGGUGACCAGAACGUGAUCCAAAGAAGCAACUUAGGAAAAAAGCUGAAAGAAGUAUUUCACACAUAUCUAUUGAAGUUAAAGGGUGAACAUCACUCUGGCGACAUUUGGAUUUAUCCAUACAUAGACUCAAAGCCUUUAGGAUGGUCUCACAGCAAGUUUGAACCCACAUAA
Striga asiatica is the source of this 834-nucleotide messenger RNA. The record is from the annotation of a GenBank genome assembly. NCBI's taxonomy places the organism in Eukaryota, Viridiplantae, Streptophyta, Magnoliopsida, Lamiales, Orobanchaceae.